Mycena citricolor is the source of this 845-nucleotide messenger RNA. The record is from the annotation of a GenBank genome assembly. NCBI's taxonomy places the organism in Eukaryota, Fungi, Basidiomycota, Agaricomycetes, Agaricales, Mycenaceae.
UGGGAAGUCUUGCAUAUCAAUAUGGAAGUCCAAUAUCGUCAACUGGCAAUUCUGGACUUUCCCGAACCGGAUCUGCUCGCGACUCUCGUAACAGCCUACUUCACCCAUUUCAAUCCCUGUCUCCCAGUACUGCAUCGAAAAAUAUUCGAAGCUACUCUUGCCACGGGCCGUCACCUUGUCGACCCUCAGUUCGGCUCUACAGUGCUUGGGGUCUGUGCUCUAGGAUCCAAAUACUGUGAUGAUCCCAGAGUGAUUCUUGAGGGCACGGACUCGACUUUGAGUGCCGGUUUCAGAUAUUAUCGGCAAUUGAAGCCUGUAGUUACGUUUCAUACCCGGCUGAUCACCCUGUAUGAAGCCCAAACCCUUUGUUUGUACAUGCUAUAUUUACAAGGGUCAUCCCAGCAAAGGGGCUGCUGGGCUCUUGCAGGAAUGGGAAUGCGGUCCCUUGUGGCCGUUGGCGCGCAUCGGAGAAACAGAUUUAGUGAUAAACGCGAAGAGGAACAGUGGAAGUUUGUAUUCUGUGUGUCUCGCGUUGUCUACAUCGGGCUUCUCGCUCAAGAUCUCAUGUGUACAGGGAUUAUGCUUGCCGUAGACCGAAUAUCUAGCUGGAGUACCGAUAGACCAGUCGCCAUCUCCUCAGAGGACUGCGACGUGGAAUAUCCAUUAUAUUCAUCUGAGCAGGAUUUUGACGAGAUAUCUCCCACAGAGAAUUCGAAUCCUCCGUUCAUGUCUUAUUUCGUAGCUUAUCUCAAGCUUAUCGAUAUUAUUGGACUAGCGAAGUCCAAGAUCAACUCGACACCCAAGAAAGACACGAUGCGUCUUCAAGCUGUAGUUGCUGAUAUCGA